Spea bombifrons (plains spadefoot toad) is the source of this 1199-nucleotide messenger RNA. It is a transcript of the gene FBXL12, whose product is annotated as F-box and leucine rich repeat protein 12. Gene Ontology annotation, cellular component: SCF ubiquitin ligase complex. Gene Ontology annotation, biological process: SCF-dependent proteasomal ubiquitin-dependent protein catabolic process. Gene Ontology annotation, molecular function: protein binding. Lineage: Eukaryota; Metazoa; Chordata; Amphibia; Anura; Pelobatidae. The coding region runs from base 64 to 1074 and encodes 336 amino acids. The transcript has 3 exons. The record is from RefSeq and is a predicted model, not a curated record.
AGACAGUGUUGUUAAAUCGUGCUCGCAACCUCUAGUGCUUAGAACUCUGUGACGGCUACAAAGAUGUCGGUUGGUGCGAGUUGUGGCGAGAGUUACGGUAUUACCGUUUCACCGACCAUGUCGUGGCUCCCGGAUAAUGUACUGCUUGAGGUGCUGGGUUUUUUGUCAGUACGGGAUUUGAUCCGGAGCGGCAGAGUUUGCAAACGUUGGAAAAGGCUAAUAAUGGACAAAUCACUGUGGAAAAAUGUUGAUCUGACACCAUACAAGCUAAAUUCUAAAAUAUUCUGGCACCUUGUGAGACACAGGAUUGGAACCAGCCUGCAAACCCUAAAGGUAAAAGGUCUCUUGAAUUCAGCUAAGAAGCAAGAAUUCCUAACAUCUGCAGUGCUUCAGGAGAUGGAGAAACGCUAUCCCAACCUUGAAAACCUCCACCUGGAAGAAACGAGCCUCCGGUCCCUGAACUAUAAAUGUUUUCCAUCAACUCUGAAAACGUUGGGGUUACACCAGUGUGAGAUCCCAAUGGACUGGUUGAAAGCAUCGCCCACCAAGAACAAAAAUCUCUCAAAUUUGCAGACUCUCGUUCUUAGAAAUGUAUCUUCGUUCUCCAAUCACCACUUGGAGACUAUAUGCAGUCAAUCGUCGUUAAAAACGUUAUCACUCACUGGCACUUACAGAGUAAACGACAUUGGUAUUCAGAAAGCUGUACCUUACUUGAAAAGCCUGGAGCACUUAAAGCUUCAUGGUUGCAGCAUUACAGAUAUCACCCUGCACUUAAUUGGAUGUCACAUGAAGCAUCUUCGGAUUUUGGCUCUUACAAACUUUCGCUCCUUGACAGACUCUGGUCUCUCUUGUAUUUCUGGUGUUAAGACUCUGGAGACGUUAUGGCUCGAACACUGCAACGGUCUGUCCUCAAACUGUAUAAUAGCCGUGUGCGUCACCUUGCCAGUCCUAAAAUAUCUCAAUCUAAAUGGGAUCAUCUUUGAGGGGCGUGGUAUAGAUGAGAUACGGAAGAGUCUACCAAACUGUAGAAUUACAAACUCAAUCCCUGGCAUGGAUUCAACACUCAAAUUAUAAUUGGAAAAUAGACUGGUGGCUUCUUACAUUGUGUAAAAUGCCAUUGUUCUUAUAGGAAACCUAUAAGGGGAAUAAAAGUAUCUGCUAUGUAAAAGACUAUUUAAUAAAAAAAUAUAUAUAUCUUA